Messenger RNA from Aspergillus luchuensis, 360 nucleotides. RefSeq names its product putative MFS sugar transporter. The record is from RefSeq and is a predicted model, not a curated record. The coding region runs from base 1 to 360 and encodes 119 amino acids. The transcript has 2 exons. Lineage: Eukaryota; Fungi; Ascomycota; Eurotiomycetes; Eurotiales; Aspergillaceae. Gene Ontology annotation, cellular component: membrane. Gene Ontology annotation, molecular function: carbohydrate:proton symporter activity. Gene Ontology annotation, biological process: carbohydrate transport; transmembrane transport.
AUGGAUACUGGCAUCAUUGGGCCUGUCACGGUUAUGAAGAGCUUCGUUUCACAAAUCGGCAGCCAUUCAUCAACAGUUCAUGGCUUGGUCGUCUCUUCCAUCCUCAUUCCAGCCGCAUUUUCUUCUUUCUUCGCGGGAAAUCUAGCAGACAAACUGGGGAGGCCAAAGGGCAUCAGCAUUGGUGCCCUGAUCUUUGUGAUUGGAGCAACUUUGGAGGCGGCUGCUGUGCAUAUCGGGAUGUUUGUUGUGGGACGUUGCAUUGAGGGUGUAGGUGAGGGAUUAUAUCUUGGAACCCUGGUCGUCUACAUUUGCGAAAUCUCUCCGCCGAGGGUUAGAGGAGCAUUGACGACCGGGCCCUAG